AUGCUGCACAAAAUCUCCGUCAGCUUGGACACCAAAUACCAUAACAUGUCCCUCAAGGAGACGCUGAAGUACGAGAGGGAGUGCUCCGCGGUCGAGAAGAUUGACCUUCAGGAGGAGAUCGAGAAGCACGACGAUACCAUCGCGACGCUGACCGCCGAGAUAACCCGUCUCACCGAGGCACUCCGUGUGUCAGACGCACUGAGGAUGCCGGCGGCGCUGCCGUCGGGGAACGAGCAAGCACCGAGCGAGAGUGGCUCCGCGGAUUCGGCCAGUACGGGGGCCGGAGCCAAGAAACGGGAUGAGAAACCCCCGAAACCCCCACAGACGGUCGACGAGGCUCGUUACGAGCUCAACGUGGUGCAACUUUGGCGGGAGGCAAAGACCUCCAAGGAGCCUGGCAUGGGCGUUAAGGGGCUAGGCCCCAAGUCGGUCUCGAAGCUUCGUCUCGCCUGUGCGCUGGUGGCGCUCAACUUGAAGCCGAGCGCUUGGGACGCCGUCCUGAUUCCAGACACCUGGGAGGAGCAGAUGCCAAAGACCGUGGCCGACAUGGCCAAGCAGACCGCACCUGUGCUGCGUCCUCCGUUGGAGCAUAUGCGUGUGCGUAGUUUGAUGAUGCUGUAA
This is a messenger RNA of Closterium sp. Naga37s-1, 621 nucleotides long. The record is from the annotation of a GenBank genome assembly. Lineage: Eukaryota; Viridiplantae; Streptophyta; Zygnematophyceae; Desmidiales; Closteriaceae.